This is a messenger RNA of Helianthus annuus (common sunflower), 1416 nucleotides long. Its product is annotated as ATP-dependent DNA helicase pif1-like. Gene Ontology annotation, molecular function: DNA helicase activity. The coding region runs from base 1 to 1416 and encodes 471 amino acids. Lineage: Eukaryota; Viridiplantae; Streptophyta; Magnoliopsida; Asterales; Asteraceae. Gene Ontology annotation, biological process: DNA repair; telomere maintenance. The record is from RefSeq and is a predicted model, not a curated record. The transcript is spliced from 3 exons.
AUGGAUGUUCACUUCGGUGUUGUGAAUCUUUACAAAGGAAAACGUGGUUUGUCAACCUCAUUUCAGGCAGAGUUUUUUUCAUCGCCAUCUUCAGCCGUUCGUUCUAAAGGUGAAAUUGUAAUAAACGUUGCUUCAAGUGGUAUUGCGUCCUUACUUCUUUCUCGCGGUAGGACCGCACACUCAAGGUUUCAUAUACCCAUUAAUCUAACAGAGGAUUCAAUGUGUCAUAUUAAGCCAAAAAGUGAUAUUGCGAACUUAAUUAAGGAGGCAAAGUUGAUUAUAUGGGACAAGGCACCAAUGGUCCACAAACAUGCCUUUGAGGCUUUAGAUAGGUCAAUGACAGAUGUUUUUUCAGGUGGUACAAGUAUACGUUCAGAAGUUCCAUUCGGCGGUAAAGUUAUCGUUUUUGGUGGUGACUUUAGACAGAUUCUUCCAGUUAUUCCUAAUGGAAGUAGACAGGAAAUUGUGAAUGCAUCCUUGAGCUCAUCAUAUAUAUGGUCAAAGUGCAAAUUGUUAAAGUUGACUAAAAACAUGCGACUGACUGUCGGAGCUCAAACUUCGAAUAUGGAAUCAAUUGAAAAAUUCGCCAAAUGGCUACCUGAUAUUGGUGAAGGAAAAGUUGGUGGUGAUAACGAUGGUGACACCCUUAUAGAGAUACCUGAAGAUUUGUUAAUCAAUGAUGUAUCUGAUCCGAUUCAAAGUUUAAUUGACUUUGUCUAUCCUUCGCUAAUGGAACAGUUUAAGAAUCCCGGUUUUUUUUCAGAACGAGCAAUCCUAGCACCUAAAAAUGAAGUAGUUCACGACAUUAACGACCGGUUGCUAGCGUUAUUUCCCGGUGAAGAGAAGGAGUAUUUGAGUUCUGACAGUAUUUGCCAAACCGAGCAAAUGCUUGAUCCGUUUCAAGAAAGUUUAUACUCUACGGAAAAUCUCAAUGCUCUUAAGAUUUCAGGUUUACCUAAUCACAGAUUAGUACUAAAAGUUGGAGUUCCGGUAAUGCUUCUCAGAAAUAUCGAUCAACAAAAUGGCUUAUGUAAUGGAACUAGACUUCAGAUUACUUUUCUUGGUAAACGAGUAAUCGAAGCUGAAGUAAUAUCCGGCGGAAAUAUUGGAUCAAGGGUUUUUAUUCCGAGGAUUAACAUGAUACCUUCAGACAAAAAAAUCCCUUUUCAAUUUCAACGCAGACAAUUUCCGUUAUCCGUAUGCUUUGCCAUGACCAUUAACAAAAGUCAAGGACAGUCAUUAUCUAGAGUUGGUCUAUAUCUAAAAGAUCCUGUUUUCACGCACGGUCAACUGUAUGUUGCGCUAUCAAGAGUUAAGACGAGAGAUGGUGUGAAGAUUUUAAUAUUCGACGAUGAAGGACAACCAACAAAUCAAACUGCCAACGUCGUUUACAAAGAGAUUUUUGGCAACUUAUGA